Messenger RNA from Periconia digitata, 714 nucleotides. The record is from the annotation of a GenBank genome assembly. Lineage: Eukaryota; Fungi; Ascomycota; Dothideomycetes; Pleosporales; Periconiaceae.
AUGCUCAAACAAGCUGCUGCAUUGCUAAAACGCGUAUCUACCACUUCACUACACCGACCACUCGCCAUGGCAAUCAUCCUUCGAGAAGCAUCCGAUGCGGAUAUCCCAAGAUCUAUGGAAAUGGAAAGCUCGGCAUACGCCGCAACGUCGAGCGCCAGCGGCUCUAUCCUCUUUCCCGGCCCCUUCCCACCUGAAGGACGCCAGAUACGUGUGCAGCAGAUCAUCGACUCGGGCAAAAACUCAGCAACAACUUUCAUGUUAGCAAUCGACGAGGAAACAGGCGAGCAAAUGGCGUUUUCCAAGUGGUGCUUCUAUAAGACGGAAGAAGAGGCAAAGUCUGCACCUCCGCGGCCAAUUCCAAGAGGACCGGGACUGAAUGCGGGGGCUUGUCAAGCGUUCUUCGGAGGACUGAUAGAAAAGAAGACGGAAAUUAUGGGCACUUCACCGCAUGUUUAUCUGCAUAUGCUGCACACUGACCCCAAGUAUCAAAAGCGGGGAGCCGCUAGUGCGCUUCUCAAAUGGGGUUUACAACGCGCAGAUGAACUUGGUCUACCCACGUAUCUCGAAUCCAGUCCAAUCGGGCAGCCACUUUAUAAGAAACACGGAUUCAAAGAUGUUGGUAGUGUUGACGUUGAUCUGACUCCGUUCGGGGGAGAAGGUCUUACUCAUAGUGCUCCAUGUAUGUUGCGAGAGGCAUACAAUACAUCUACAUAG